Messenger RNA from Rhizophagus irregularis DAOM 181602=DAOM 197198, 3393 nucleotides. The record is from RefSeq and is a predicted model, not a curated record. Lineage: Eukaryota; Fungi; Glomeromycota; Glomeromycetes; Glomerales; Glomeraceae.
GGCUCGACUUCAACUCUCAAUGACGAAAUAGCGAACCAUCGAGGUAUUCCAUUCAUGCCAGUCGACAUAGGAGAAGCUAAAGAAUAUUUUAAUCAAAUUCCUCAUUAUAUUCUUCGCCUCUAUGAGUAUCUCGUCAAUGGCCAGAAAGCAGUUGUCGCUAUUACCGGUAUCAAGGUAUUUUUCGAUAUUCAUGUUCCCAGCAAUACAAGUAUCCCUAAAUUCUGGUCUAAAGUGAAGGGCAUCCUUGCUACUGGGAAAGACAAUGAGGGGAAGACCGUAAACAUGAAUCUAAUCCAGAUGGAAUAUAUAAAGGCAUAUCCUAUUCGUGGAUAUCAUGCAGAAAAAAAGCCAUAUCUUCGCAUUAUCACACCUAAUAAAGAUCUAAGGUUCACCGCUCUCGAUAUUAUCUCAAGCUACAAUUCAAAGGUUGAUCCCGAAUGUAAAAUAGAGACAGCUUCAGACGAUACAGGCAUAUAUUAUCGUAAAGUUGCGAGAGAGUAUAGAAUACCUCUUUCCGGGUGGGGAUUAAUAAGUGAUUAUAGAUAUAAUUUCAGUGCACCUUAUUAUGCGAAAUCCCAACAUUGUCCACAUGCAUUUUAUGUCUACAUUGAAAACUUUCGUCCUAUAGACAAUUUUGAACCAUUUUACAAAAUAUAUCCAUCUUCUCUCUUUACCCAUGAUCGAGCAUUAGUCCUAACAUGGGAUAUAGAAACAUACGACUCGCGUGGGUCAGGAAACUUCCCAGAAGCUAAAAAUGACACAUCUCAAAUUUUUACGAUCUGUAUGACCCUGCAUUGGAAAGAUGAUCCGAUCCCCUUAGAGCGGAUAUGUUUAGUUGAUGUAGAAACGGAACCAGACCCGCGCUGGAUUACGAUUAUAUGCGGCAACCAGACUAAUAUAAUAAAGGCGUUCGCUUUAUGUUGGAAAUUUUUUGCUCCAGACAUCGAACUUGGAUUUAAUGAUUCAGGAUACGAUUGGCCUUUCAUUGUUGAAAAGGCCACCAAAUUAAAUGUUCUCGAGUGGAUGGUCCAGCGAAUGUCGGCAAACCCGCAUAAGAAAGCUGAUGCUGAAUCUAUCCUCACUUGGAAUUAUUUUGGCGGAAAAGGGAAGCCACUAACUAAUGGAACGAAAGUAUCCAAUCUCUUAGGCGCUGAAGCUUGGGCGCAGGACAUUCUAUACACCACGAAAAUUUCCAAUCAGAAAGCAUCUGGGAAGUUUCCAGGAGCGUAUGUGUUCCCGCCAGAAAAGGGUCUUGAAAAUAAGCGUCCUGUCACUGGUUUAGACUUUAGAUCCUUGUAUCCUAGCAUAAUUAUGACUUACAACCUCUCACCCGAGAAGAUGGUCUCAACACUUUCGGAAGUAGAUAAGUUAAAGAGAGAGAAUAAAGUGCUUCACAGUAUCGAGUUCAAGUAUGGCGGUAAACCUGUGCGAGCCUGGACCAUACGGCAUGGAAAUAAAUCUGAUCAGGAAGGUCUAUUUACAAAAAUAUUGAAAAAUCUGCUCAAUAUACGGAAUGAAUUAAAGGCCCAACUUAAAGUUCUCGGAAAGAAAAAGGAAUAUAUGGGGAAAGUUAAAAGUAAAAUGGAUUCAGCUGGCGGAUCUUUCCUGGUAGUGAACGCAAUCAAAGAUGUUUUAUCCUCUGUAAAAAAUACUGAGAGGCACGCAGAGAUGACCAAGAUCCUAAGUCCCUUUAUUGUUCCGGAGGAGCGAUCUGAUGGAGCUGAUUUAUCAUAUGAUGAUUUUAUGAAAAAAUAUAGUUCUAUUUGUUUUGAAUACAAUUCUUUAAAUUCGAAGCAGAAGGCGAUUAAAUUAUAUAUGAAUUCGUUCUAUGGUGUGACCGGCCAAAGUGAUUUCCCGUUCUAUACACUAGCACUUGCUGGGGGUGUUACUUCAGCUGGGCGAGAGAAUAUCAAAUUCGUCGCAGAAUUCGUGAAAAAGAAGGGCUUUGGGAUAAAAUACGGGGAUACUGAUUCCCUAUAUCUCACUUGCCCAGAUUCUUAUUAUGAGAAAUGUGAUCUGGCCUACAAUAGCGGGAAAGGCACAAUUUCGAAGCUAGAGUAUUGGACCGAAAUGGUCACAAUUACUAUGGGCGUAAUGGAGAAAUUGCGUAAUGAAGUAAACAGUUUUCUUAGGCUGAAAACCAGAUCGGGUUAUCUCGAAAUGGCUUAUGAAGAAGUGCUAUUCCCAGUAGUCUUCACUGGGAAGAAAAAAUAUUUUGGCACCAAGCAUGAAGAUGCAGUAAACUUCGGUCUGAAGGAUCCUUUCAUAAGAGGAAUUGAUACUGUGAAACAGGGCAUAUCCCAGCUUUUUAAAACCAUAGGUGAGCGGAUUAUGAGUGAAGUCAGGGAUAUCAACAACGAGCGCUCUCUCCAUAAAAUUGUUGAGGAUGUUCUCAGGGAUGCUAUAAUCAAUCCCAACCAAUGGAAUUUCGAGCAGUUUAUAGAGACUGAUGCAUGGAAACCCGAUAAAGACAACAAAGCCGUUCAGCGAUUUAUGGUACGAAUGCAAGGGAAAUAUGAUAGUAAAAUCCCAGUACCAGGUGGACGCUUUAGUUAUAUAGUGGCCCACCCCGAGACCACUUUCGAUUUGUAUGGCAGAAAGCUAAAACCAACUAAAGGCGAAAAAAUGGAAUUCGCCGAUAUAGCUAAGGAAUUGGGAAAGGAACUAGAUUUAUACCAUUAUUUCGAAAAAACUAUUAUUGGCCUUUGUGCCCGAUUUAUCAUGUACGACAAGAAGUAUGAGCCAGAACCCUCAAGUCGAAUCAUGCGAAUCGAAGACCCAGAUGAGAAAUAUAAGCAAAUUGAUGACUACGCUCAAAACAAGGCCAAGUCAUGGCUUGAAGGAUUCGUAAAAGAAAAUAUCAUAGUCAAUGGUGUUACUUCCAAGAUGAUGGAAUCUCGUGGGAUUGCUUACAAGCGUGCUUACAGAACUGCGGUCAAAAAGGCACAAGAAAUGUUGUAUCAAAAGAUAGAGUACUUAUACGAAAUAUUUCAUGGCGAAUGGCUUAGCUACGAGAUUUUUAUGGUAAGUAACCCUAUCGAGGUAUUAUGGGAGAAAUUUAUGAAAUGCGCUAGGAAAAUUUCAAAAGAUAAAAACCUCUUGGUAGAUGACAAAAUGAAGGAAAAAAUAUGCUCUGAAUUUGCUCGAUAUCCUAGUGAGCUUGUAAAAUGCAUUGAAGAGUAUAAUUUAUUCUUUCACAAAUUGGUCUAUCAUAUGCGUUACAAAGAGCAUGUAUCAAUUUCAGAAGAAAUCGGACCAGUCUCAUCCAUGCGAAAAAAUGAGAUAAUUGCUAACCUACCAGCCUUACCUCACAUAUCAGAAAUUGGAGCGCUAGACGAGAUUAGUAAUUUAUGGUAUUUCCAUCUUGAGGAUGUGACUGAAAGUACUUAUUAG